AUGUUCAAGAAAACCGCUGCAAAGCGUGUGGUGAUGGUGAGCAGUGACUUUUCACGGGCGAAGCAGACGGCGCAGCUCUUCGCCCAAGCGUUGCGCAAGGCCGGGCGAAUUUGCCCCUUACGGAUCGCCAAGGAGUUGCGAGAAAGGCGAUUUGGCAGCUUGGAGGCGGACUCGGACGCUCGCUAUCCGGAGGUUUGGGCCCAAGACCGGCACGACCCGGCGGCUCGACCCUUUGGAGUGGAAGCUGCUCAGGCCGUGCAACGACGCACCUCCAGGUUGGUGGCCAAGCUAGACCGGGAACUUCCUGAUGGCGCCGAUGUGGUCUUAGUCUCACACGGUGAUGCCCUGCAGAUCCUGCAGACCGCAUUCUUGAACUUGAACGCCUCGAAGCACCGCACCUUGCCUCACUUGGAUCGAGCAGAGCUGCGCGAACUGAAGAAGAGGUGA
Durusdinium trenchii is the source of this 447-nucleotide messenger RNA. Lineage: Eukaryota; Dinophyceae; Suessiales; Symbiodiniaceae. The record is from the annotation of a GenBank genome assembly.